Messenger RNA from Nicotiana attenuata, 504 nucleotides. Its product is annotated as histidine-containing phosphotransfer protein 4-like. Gene Ontology annotation, molecular function: protein histidine kinase binding; histidine phosphotransfer kinase activity. Gene Ontology annotation, biological process: cytokinin-activated signaling pathway; phosphorylation; phosphorelay signal transduction system. The transcript is spliced from 4 exons. Gene Ontology annotation, cellular component: cytoplasm; nucleus. The record is from RefSeq and is a predicted model, not a curated record. Lineage: Eukaryota; Viridiplantae; Streptophyta; Magnoliopsida; Solanales; Solanaceae. The annotation marks the transcript as partial.
UUUGUAUCUAAAGAUGCAACGGCAACGCCAAGCUGCCUACAUGAGGAGAAGCCUUUUCGAUCAGAUGAACAAUUUAUUCAGCUAGAAGAACUACAAGAUGAUGCUAAUCCUAACUUCGUGGAGGAAGUCGUCAAUCUAUUUUUUACCGAUUCAGCUAGAUUUAUCCGUAAUAUUGAGCUUGCUCUGGCAAAUGGACCUUAUGAUUUUAAUAAACUGGAUGAUAUGAUGCACCAAUUCAAGGGUAGCAGCUCAAGAUGAAGCCACUGCAGCAGAUAAUGAACCCUUUUCUUGUGACGACUAUCAUGUUGGUACUGGGCCUGUGAAUAUGAAUACAAGUACUGGUAAUAGCAGUGGGAAGCGGACUAUGUUAGAAAUGUGAUAUUGAUUUUGCAUCUUUAGUAUAUUGAAGUAAAGCAGAAUAUGAUAAUAGUUAAACAAUAGCAUGUUUGAUUGUUUAUUUCAAGUAGGAUAAUUAAAUUGUGGCGGUUUUCAUAGUUUUUACAA